Gossypium raimondii (Peruvian cotton) is the source of this 1576-nucleotide messenger RNA. RefSeq names its product alcohol dehydrogenase 1. Gene Ontology annotation, biological process: formaldehyde catabolic process. The coding region runs from base 1 to 1413 and encodes 470 amino acids. The record is from RefSeq and is a predicted model, not a curated record. Gene Ontology annotation, cellular component: cytosol. Gene Ontology annotation, molecular function: S-(hydroxymethyl)glutathione dehydrogenase [NAD(P)+] activity; zinc ion binding. Lineage: Eukaryota; Viridiplantae; Streptophyta; Magnoliopsida; Malvales; Malvaceae. The transcript is spliced from 11 exons.
AUGGGCAUCGUCAAAUUUGAGGAUUCACUCAUUACAGAAAACCCACUACUCAAUCAUACGGAUAAUGAAAGGAAUGCGGUGAAUGAAGAGAUGUUGGGAAACGUUCACAUCAGUGCCGAAUACGAAGAAGCAAUCGGAGAAGAGAUCUUAUUAGAUGUUCGCCCUUAUAAACUUGGGAGUGUUCUAAAGGAACCUCUGUCAUUCGUUGCAGAGGUGAUCCUUCGACUCUCUUCUGCGAUUGCUUCUGGUUAUACGAUAACUGGGUUCUUUUUUCUGGGAUUUAUCUGUGGUUGUGGUAUUAUUGCAGCUGCGGUGGCGUGGGAGUCGGGAAAGCCAUUGUCAAUAGAGGAAGUGGAAGUGGCACCGCCGCAGAAGGAUGAAGUCCGUAUUAAGAUACUCUUCACUUCUUUAUGUCACACCGAUGUCUACUUCUGGGAUGCUAAGGGACAAAAUCCUCUGUUUCCUCGUAUACUUGGUCAUGAAGCUGGAGGGAUUGUGGAGAGUGUAGGUGAGGGGGUGACUGAUCUCAAGCCUGGCGAUCAUGUUCUCCCCAUCUUCACCGGAGAAUGCAAGGAGUGUCCCCAUUGCUUGUCAGAAGAAAGUAACAUUUGUGAUCUCCUCCGAAUCAACACUGAUAGGGGUGAAAUGAUUAAUGAUGGAAAAUCCAGGUUUUCCAUCAAUGGGAAGCCUAUCUACCACUUCCUUGGCACCUCUACUUUCAGUGAAUACACUGUUGUCCAUGUCGGCCAGGUUGCCAAGAUCAAUCCGGAGGCUCCGCUUGAUAAAGUUUGUGUUCUAAGCUGCGGAAUGUCCACAGGUUUUGGUGCCACUGUGAAUGUUGCUAAACCCAAAAAGGGUCAAUCUGUUGCAAUUUUCGGACUAGGCGCUGUUGGUCUUGCUGCUGCCGAAGGAGCAAGAGUUUCCGGUGCUUCGAGGAUCAUUGGCGUUGAUUUGAACCCCAGCAGAUUCGACCAAGCCAAGAAAUUCGGUGUUACAGAGUUCGUGAAUCCAAAAGAUUACAACAAACCUGUCCGAGAGGUCAUUGUUGAGAUGACUGGUGGAGGAGUCGAUCGCAGUGUUGAAUGUACGGGGAGUAUCCAGGCCAUGAUUUCUGCAUUUGAAUGCGUCCACGAUGGGUGGGGAGUUGCGGUGCUUGUGGGUGUUCCAAACAAAGACGAUGCAUUCAAAACUCACCCGGUGAAUCUGCUGAAUGAGAAGACUGUCAAGGGUGCUUUCUUUGGAAACUACAAACCUCGGUCUGACAUUCCUGCUGUUGUGGAGAAAUAUAUGAACAAGGAACUUGAGCUGGAUAAAUUCAUCACACACACUGUGCCCUUCUCAGAGAUCAACAAGGCAUUUGAGUUGAUGCUGGCGGGUGAGGGACUGAGAUGUGUGAUUCGCAUGGAUGAAUAAGGACUGGCUGGCCUGGAUUGUUUUGCAAAGAGUGAUCAAGGAAAUAAAUAAUGUAUGCUAUACAUGGUUUUGCUGUUUUUAAUGGUAAAUUUUGUCCUAUAUUCAUGUCUCUCAUUCUGCCCUGGGUUCAACUUGUUGACCCUUACAGGCUUCUUUAUUAUAU